AUGGACGUCGGGACGAAGGAGUCGCUGUACGCGGACACGAACCUGGAGAGUCUGGCGAACAUGUACAAGAACAAGAGCAACAUCUGGUACUCGGUCGAAAAGGUGGUCAACAAGUUGAGCGCGUACCUGACCAUCACCGCGAAGAUGUGCAACUCAGUAGUCUUCUUCUGCAUCGCGUGCGGCACCACAAACCAGAUCUUGCACAUCUGCCAGCACGACCCGAUGGACAAGCCGAUGUCCGAGGCCACCAUCAAGUUCGUGGUCUGCAUCAAUUCCAUGGACAAGAGCGACGCGGUGGACACAUGGACAGGGCGGGUCCGCGGCGAGUGGAACCGCAUAUGCGAGGAGAGGUUCAGGGAGAUGUUGUCGAGCAGGAUACAAGGGCCUGCGCAGGAACGUGGACCCAUCGUGGGCCAUGGUCUUGCCGUCGUACAUGAUGAAGGAGAGCAAGGUGGUCAUGACCGUGAACUCCAGACUUUAGCACCUCGAACGAAUCCUGAGACCGUGUCCAGCGUCCGUAUUGCAUAA
Molecule: messenger RNA, 528 nt
Organism: Fonsecaea monophora
Lineage: Eukaryota; Fungi; Ascomycota; Eurotiomycetes; Chaetothyriales; Herpotrichiellaceae
Exons: 3
Coding region: 1-528 (175 amino acids)
Source: RefSeq, a predicted model, not a curated record